Oryza sativa Japonica Group (Japanese rice) is the source of this 1050-nucleotide messenger RNA. RefSeq names its product E3 ubiquitin-protein ligase Os06g0535400-like. Gene Ontology annotation, molecular function: zinc ion binding. NCBI's taxonomy places the organism in Eukaryota, Viridiplantae, Streptophyta, Magnoliopsida, Poales, Poaceae. The record is from RefSeq and is a predicted model, not a curated record.
ACGGGCAAAAAUAGGCUGGAUCAUAUCAGCCCUUGUAACAUAACCAUAAUUCUUUUAAGGGCGCAUAUAAUUGGUCUCUCAUCAUGCUAAGCACGCUUGUAUAUAUAUGCAACAAACUUCUCCAACAACUGGAUCAGCUAACUAGCUUAAUACUAGUUAUAUUCCUUUCUUUAAGCAUCAGGAAAUUAAACACUGUGAAAGAGAGAGAGAAAAAGAAAAGGUUUAGAUAUCGCUUUCAGGCAUGUCGGGUUCUUUCGGUUGUGUGAUGUGCGCCUCCUCAACCGCAUUUCAUCAUACACCUUACAUGCACCCACGUCGUCUCGUCUCGUCUCGUCGUCCUCCUCCUCACUAGCGGCUACCCUUAUAAACCGCACACGAGCACACCGGCCCUCCACUCGAUCAUGGUCAUGGCCGGCGCGAUGGUCGCUGGUGCGGCCGCCGCCGCUGCGGCGAUUCUUGCUCUGAUGACGACGACGCAGCACGAUCGGCUGGGCGAGGAGUGCGACGCGGUGGUAGCGCCGGCGGCGCAGGAGUGCGCGGUGUGCCUGUGCGAGCUCGCCGGAGCGGCGGGGUGCUCCGAACCCGAGGCGGCGGCGGCCGCCGUGCGGACGCUGCCGGGGUGCGGGCACGGGUUCCACGCGGAGUGCAUCGGCAGGUGGCUGCCGUUGCGGGCCGAGUGCCCGAUCUGCCGCCGGCCCGUCGUCACCGGCGCCGACGGGCAGGCGCCCGUCGCUGUGGCCGAAGCUGCGGCGGCGGCGGCGGCGCCGGCGUGGUCGAGGGCGGCGAGGAUGGCGUGCGAGUUCGGCGACGGGCGGGUGGUGUGGACGCGUAGCCCGUCUGCGUAGGAGCUCUGAUUGAUCAUUAUUAGCUCGAUCAAAACAAUAGCCUCCAUUUCUUUUCCAUAUAUUGUUACUGUUUGCUAAUGGUUAUUACUCUCUCUCCGUUCAUUGUUCCUGUAAGAGAUGAUAUUUCUAGGUUUUUUUUUUACGAAACCUAGGUAAAUUUUCUCCGAGGGCUGACUAAAUUUAUAAAAAAUAUAGUAAUAUAUUA